CCGCGGACCGCGGCACCGGCUCGGGGAGGCCGUCGCGGACCCGGAGCCCCGGCGCCGGGCGGGCCGGGCGCGCGCGGCGGGGCGGCGCGGCCGUGGCGAAAGUGCGGCUGCGGAAGCGCGGCCAGCGGCGCGGAGGGAGCGAGCGGCGCCAUGGGCCGCCUGCACUGCACGCAGGACGCGGUGCCCGAGGCCGUGGGCGGCGACAUGCAGCAGCUGAACCAGCUGGGCGCGCAGUUCUCAGCCCUGACCGAGGUGCUGUUCCACUUCCUGACCGAGCCCAAAGAGGUGGAACGGUUUCUGGCUCAGCUGUCUGCAUUUGCCACCACCAAUCAGAUCGGUCUGGGCCCCCUCAGAAGCAUCGUGAAAAGCCUCCUCCUGGUUCCCAACGGUGCCCUGAAGAAGGGUCUCACGGCCGAGCAGGUCCGGGCGGAUUUCGUGACCCUGGGCCUCAGCGAGGAGAAGGCCACUUACUUUUCUGAAAAGUGGAAACAGAACGCCCCCAGCCUUGCUCAAUGGGCCGUGGGGCAGACCCUGACCAUCAACCAGCUUGUGGACAUGGAGUGGAAGUUUGGAGUGACAUCUGGGAGCAGCGAAUUAGAAAAAGUGGGCAGUAUUUUUUUACAAUUAAAGUUGGUGAUUAAGAAAGGAAAUCAAACCGAAAAUGUGUACCUAGAGCUAACCCUGCCUCAGUUCUACAGCUUCCUGCACGAGAUGGAGCGAGCCAGGAGCAGCAUGGAGUGUCUGAGCUGACUUCCGCCCUCCCGCAGCUCCCGCCCCUUCCCUUCCUGGUGACUGCUCGAGAGGCACCUGCCUCAGGCCUGCGUGCUCUGCACGGGCCCUGCUGGCUCUUGAGAGUCCAGGUGCACAAAGGUUUCUGAAAAACAACAGGAUUAAGCACUCAACAGCGCCCCUGCAGCUCCCCGGGAGCUCCUUGUUAGGACCGCGCCACCGCCUCUCUCCCAGCCGAGUUUUAGACACUGCGUCUCAGGCUGGAGAGGCGGGGAGGAGCUCCUCUCCUCAUCCCGGUUCCACAGUGAGGGAACGGCGCCAUCACUUAAGAUAAACGCUCCCCCAGCCCACCAGCAACUCCGGAGGCUGAGGCAAGAGGAUCACAGUUCAAAGCCAGUCUCAGCAACUUAGUGAGGCCCUAUCUCAAAAAAUAAAAGGGGCUGGGGUGUAGUUCAGUGGUAGAGCACCCCUGGGUUUAAUCCCCCAUGGCGAGUGGAGGGCUGGUUGCACGGCCACAGGUGUGCAGGGCCCCCGGCAGCGUCUCCGUGCUGUGUGUGCUGUGUGAGGUGCCCUACUUGUCUGAAAAGAACUGUCCCCGGUCUUGGUCUUGUUCUGUUGCCAUGUAGCAAGGCAGGCCUUUACAAGCUGUCUUUGUUUAUUUGGGGUCUAACUGACCACCUGUGUUGGUUAGAUGAUAAAUAAAAAAGGCUCUGAAGAAAA
Sciurus carolinensis (gray squirrel) is the source of this 1449-nucleotide messenger RNA. It is a transcript of the gene Commd7, whose product is annotated as COMM domain containing 7. The record is from RefSeq and is a predicted model, not a curated record. Gene Ontology annotation, biological process: negative regulation of DNA-templated transcription; tumor necrosis factor-mediated signaling pathway. The transcript is spliced from 9 exons. Bases 151 to 750 code for a protein of 199 amino acids. Lineage: Eukaryota; Metazoa; Chordata; Mammalia; Rodentia; Sciuridae. Gene Ontology annotation, molecular function: NF-kappaB binding.